GUCACGUUUCCAUGGUAACCGAGCUGUGCAGCGUAGACAGAGGGAAGAAGGUCUCCAUGCAUCUAUGACCUAACUUAACCAUGGAGGAAACACAUGGACAGAUGGAUCCAGAGGUGAAGGAUGAGCAGAGGAGACCGGUCACUCAGGCCAAGCAGUGGGAGUCUGUGGAGUCUAACACAGAGAGCUUGGCCCAGGAGAGUGCCUACCAACAGCAGCUUCCCACGUGUGCUGACAGGGAGAACACUGAGGUUUCACAACAAGAUGACGGCGAAGAUGAAAAUCAGGGUUACGACAGCCUAGAGGAGUCGUCGGACCCCUAUGAGAGGAACUCCUGGCCCGUACAGACUGAAUAUCUGGACACACAGAUGGAUGAAAAAGAAAGAAGUCAGCUGCUCACCUCCUCUGACCUGUGCCACGACCCGAACCUGAGGGCCAACGUGAAGCAAAAUGGCCUCGUCUUUGAGAGCCUGCAGAUUCCUGCCGGGGAAAACAAUCAAGUCCCCAAAGAGGACGUUUCUGAGGCAGUGGAAAUAAAAGGGGGAUACAGGUAUAUUGUGGUCACAAGUCCGACUGAUGUGGCGACGCCGCAUAUAGCUGCUGGCAAGUCCAGUCAACCGUAUCACCUCCAUCCAGAAGACGACCAGACGAGCACGUCGACGUCUUCCCACUGUGACAGCAGUGUGGCACAAGACAGUUCAGUGGAGAACAGUAGCACGUCGUACACGACGUCAGAAGAAUCUCAGACAGGAGACGUCCAGGAGACGUCCUCCGAGGUUUCAUCCAACAAAAAGCAACACAGGCGGGACAUAGUGGACCGCAACAAAAAGACCCUGGGGCGCAUUAUGCCCAAACGUGGCUCCUAUGUGAGAAAGCACGCGUUCAAGGAGGCGAUGACAGACGACAUGACGGAGGUGCUUGAAGCUCUCGAAGACGCCACAGUGGCCCAAGACCGAAAACACGGCUCUGAGUCAGAGCACAACACACCUCCGUUACCGAUAAGUGAGAGUAAGGAAUACCACAGCCCGUCUGGACAGCAGCAGCAGCAGCGGCCUCCUGUCAUGGUCAAAGCCAAGAGAGGUUCCUUAAUACCACGGUCCACUGCUGUCUCUCAGCGUAAACCUCAGAAGAAACUGCCUUUACCCACUACCAUCAACGUCAACAUCAGCCUUAACAAUACGUCCCAACUUCUGCCACUGUUCCAGCCGACCGACCAGGACGCCAUAGUCAACUUAGCGUCUCCUCACGGUGGUCCUCACUUGAGCCCCGUGUCUGAACUUUCCACAGAGUAUCAGCAGAAAGCAAGCCCGGGGAAGUCCUCCCAUGUGUCGCGGGAAAAGCUAAACAUGGAGCGUAGCCCCGAACAAUGCCACAGUGUGUUGCAGUGGCCAUUAUCCUACGUAAAAGAGGUGCAGACUGAGCAGUUUACACAGAGUCUCCCCGAGACGCCGACCACUGCCGCCUCAUCGCAGAGCCGAGGCUCCUACAUGGUUCUUCCACCCAUAGGAAAGCAACUGACGGGCGGCGAGUCCAAGCUGUACUUCCACCAGAGUCUGAACACAGCCUACCUUAUCGACAGCCACAGCUCUGAGAGCUACCUGCUUCGGAUGGAGAAGGAGAGGAUGUUGAGAGCGUCUUACAAGGAGGCACACGUGUGGCAGAAAGGAGACAUAAACCAGCGAGACGUGCGCUCUGACUACACCAAUGUUGACAACAAAGCUGAGAAAAUGAAACGACAGAAGCUGUAUUCAAACGUGAUCCGCAACAUGAACAAAAACAUAAGUAGGAUUCCUUUUCUACCAGCCAAGGACCAGGAAGGCAGUGGCAGGAAGGUUCCCAGGGCGAAGGCCUUGGAAUAUGCCAAGACCAUAGCCAAACCUCGUGUAAAGCCUCAACUCAUCCAGAAGCAGGAGCACCAGCCUGAAGGCAUCGCUCAUCUCCUGCAGGGCUUAGACGUCUCCGAACUCAACAAGAUGGAACUCCUUAGAAAACGGCACGAAGAAGAAAAGAAGGCGGUGGCAUGCUUCAGAAAACAUGCCGUCUGAGGCAAGGUGCAGUUCACUCAAUUUUUACCCUAAUCACUUUAACGCAAUUUGCAAUGAAAUGGACUUUUAAAACACCUAAAUUACUAUGAUGCAACUGAAAGAAAUUGUUAAAGGUGUGUUUUGAAAAUUGGAUUGAGUAAGCUGACUAAGUUCUGAAGAACAAAGUAAGGGGUUGUGCAGACUGCAUCCAUACUUUUAACAUUUAUGUUUAAUAAUGCAUCAGAUCUACUGCGGAUACACCUGCCGUCCAGUAGUACUAGUAGUACUAGUAUGAAAACUCUGGGGCAGCGUUUUAGCCUGGAUGGGUAGGAAACGUUCGGAAACGACGAGGAUUGGUUCUUUUGAUCCACAAUUCUUUAUGAGCUCAGUUAACAAUUCCAGUUUCACCAUUCACCUCAUUCUCUGAGACUAAGCAAAUCACUACAGCAGAGAGAGUCAGAGUCCUGUUUACAUCUUCACUCACACACUCAUUGUACCUCAAUGAUCGUUUUUAGGUGUUCUGUAUCGUCUAAUCACUUCAGUGCCUUCAGCAGGUUUACAUGUUUUAUUUUGCCACUUCUGUCUUCUGAAAUCCUCCACAUUUGCAUACUUAAGUGUUAAGUAAUACACUAAUCAACCAAAUACCCAAGUUUAUUGUUCGAAAAAGAUGAGCUAAAGUGUCAAACGUAUACAAAUUGGUGUAGAAUCGCUGGUAAUUGUGUUCAUAAAACAACACACGCUCAUAAAACUACACCUAAAAAUCACCUGAACUAUCUCUAUGGGACCAUAAGGACCCACCUUUUUCUAUAUAUAUGCAGAUUUUUUUAUGUUACAUUUACAUUGAUUGAAGGGCGGUUUCACCCAUUUUUUUGGUCAAACAUGGUAAAGAGCAGUUCAGGGCUUUUUAUUUUCUUUGAAGGAAGUGACUUUGACUCUGACUUUUU
Solea senegalensis (Senegalese sole) is the source of this 2965-nucleotide messenger RNA. It is a transcript of the gene jhy, whose product is annotated as junctional cadherin complex regulator. Gene Ontology annotation, biological process: axoneme assembly. The record is from RefSeq and is a predicted model, not a curated record. The coding region runs from base 81 to 2042 and encodes 653 amino acids. NCBI's taxonomy places the organism in Eukaryota, Metazoa, Chordata, Actinopteri, Pleuronectiformes, Soleidae. The transcript is spliced from 9 exons.